AUGGUCUCGGACGCAUAUCCGAUACCUCGACUGUGGACGAACCUGAGGACGUGUGCAGGUAGGAACUAUUACGUAACACUAGACAUGAACAAGGGAUUCUGGAACAUCCCGCUCGAAGAGGAGAGUAAGCGGUUCACUGCGUUCAUCACUCCGAGCGGUCUGUUUGAAUUCAACGUGCUACCGUUCGGGAUAAAGAAUUCUCCGACGGCGUUUCAGCGCGCAAUGGAUCACGUGUUCGGAGAUCUCGUUGGCAAGAAUGUGUUUUUAUACAUUGACGACGUGGUUAUCUGUGGUGAUACCAAGGAGGAGGUCCUAACGCUUUUGGAGAAAGUCUUGCAGCGUACGAUCAUCUCUGGAUUCUACCUUCGACUCGACAAGUCGGAGUGGAUGAAGCCAACGGUCGACUAUCUGGGUUAUCAGGUAGGUCGAGACGGGAUCAAGGUACGUAAUAAGUCCGUAAAGAGUGUAACAGAGGCGGCCCCGCCGACGAAUAAGGCUGAACUCCAGAGCUUCCUCGGUUUGGUGGGCUACUUGCGUAGUUUCAUACCGAGGUAUGCGGAACAUACAGCGAGGAUGUGUGAGCUCCUGAAGAAGAACGUCCAGUAUGAAUGGAUAGAUCGACUGCAGCUAGACUUCGACGGUCUCAAGCAAGCAUAUACAAGCCGUAAGUUGUCAGACACAGAGCGAAGGUGGGAUACCCGAGAGAGGGAGCUCUACGCUAUCAAGUACGCGCUAGAGAAAUGGCGAGACUACCUCGGCCUAGAGAAGUUUGUGGUACGGACGGAUCACAACAACCUCAGAUACCUAGCGACGGUCCACACGGGCAAGGUCCAGCGUUGGGCCUUGUACCUAGCGCAAUUUAACUUCGAUAUAGAGUUCCUACAGGGAAGUCAGAAUAACGUUGCCGACUGGCUUAGUAGGUAUGCCGCUCCAGACAUCGACGAGGAUGAUCUGUUAGACACCAUGGGCCUACCGGUCAAGCAGGUGGACAAGAUAGAUGUGGGCAUGGAUCUGCCGAGUUUGGCGGAGGUGAGGCGUGCAGUCCAGGAGGAGGGCCAGCCAGGACACAAAGGUUAUGUAGAGCGCGACGGUAGGAUUGUGGAAGCCGCGACGGGUCGAGGGUACGUGCCCGGGGCUCUACGAGCGAGAGUAAUUCGCGGCUUGCACUACGGACGAGGAGGAGCACACAUGGGUGUGACAAAGACUGUGAGAAGAGUAGCGCAGUACUUUGUGUGGCCGGGCAUGCCGGCUGACGUAGCAGCCUUUGUGAAGUCUUGCUUGAUAUGCGCGCGGCUAAAGCAACCGCGUUCCCCCACGCAUGGAUACGAGGUGGGGCACCUGGACGCUGCGGCGGCCCUGACCUUCGUGAGUCUCGAUCACAUAGGUCCGAUAACGUACGAGAGUGUUCGCUGCCUCAUACUCGUUAUCAUGGAUCACGCCACGAGGUAUAUGGUGGCACGGGUAGUUGCCGACACGACAGCUGAGCUUACCUACAAGGUGUUCAAAGCGUGCUGGCUGGACUACUUCGGAGUGCCGAGGGUGAUGCUUACGGACAAUGGCGGUGCGUUCCGCGGGUCGUUCCACGAGCAGGUGGUCAGCGCUCUGGGUGUGAGUCACCUGUACUGUAGCGCUUACAGGCCACAGGCCAACGGAGUUAAUGAGGCGUCACAUCAGUUCCUUAAGUUAGGAAUGGCAGCACUUUGGCAAGAAGGCAGUCGUGACAUCCCGACGAUCCUAGCGGAGGUGGUGAACGUGUAUAACACCACACCGCACCGAGCUAAAAGGUUGAGUCCUUUUCAGUCACUCUUCGGGUUGGAGCCGAUAGUACCGGGCUGUCAGGAAUGGGCGGAAUGGGACAAAUGUAGUAGCUGCUCUGAGAGACCGGCUGAUUAG
Molecule: messenger RNA, 1893 nt
Organism: Gregarina niphandrodes
Lineage: Eukaryota; Apicomplexa; Conoidasida; Eugregarinorida; Gregarinidae
Product: putative retrotransposon protein
Exons: 2
Coding region: 1-1893 (630 amino acids)
Biological process (GO): DNA integration
Molecular function (GO): protein binding; nucleic acid binding
Source: RefSeq, a predicted model, not a curated record